Messenger RNA from Bactrocera oleae (olive fruit fly), 1077 nucleotides. Its product is annotated as probable histone-lysine N-methyltransferase set-23. The record is from RefSeq and is a predicted model, not a curated record. Gene Ontology annotation, molecular function: histone methyltransferase activity; zinc ion binding; protein binding. Gene Ontology annotation, cellular component: nucleus. NCBI's taxonomy places the organism in Eukaryota, Metazoa, Arthropoda, Insecta, Diptera, Tephritidae.
UUGAAAUUAAUCACCCAUCACCCGUAAAAUCAUAAGCCAAGAAUCGAUUCUUGAUUAAUUUCGGAAGGUUAAGGUCGACUCCGAAAAAUCGAUUGUUUUAUUUGAAAAUUGUUUCUCGAGUAGAAUCGGAAUCGAGUUUGCCAUUCCUAAUUCGACAAUUGAGGAAAAUAUUGCAUAUGAUUUACUAAAAUGACAAUGCGUACAAGUAGUUUAAAUAUAUUUGAUUUCUAUGAUCAUGAUGAUCCUUUCUUGGAAUAUGUACUGGAAAAUGUUAUUAGCGAUCAAAGAAUGGAUAACAAAGAGUGUGAGAACCUGCAGAGGGAAUAUAAUUCCAUUCUCCUGAAUGGGUGUGAUUGCAAUAGUGCUCCAUGCCUUGAUUGUCAUGGGAGGAACUAUAAGUGGCUUUCAGAAACAAAAGAGCUGGUUUUAGAUAUAGACAACAGUGCAGAUCUUAUUUACGAGUGUAGUUCGUCUUGUAAAUGCGAACCUUUGAAAUGUACUAAUCGACUAGUUCAAAAGGGUCCCAGAGCAAACUUGAAAAUAGUACAUUCUCAUCUAUUUAAAUCCAAGGGGUUAAUUUCAAAUGAACAUAUACCCAAAGGAGCGUUUAUUUGUGAAUAUGCAGGAGAAAUAAUUUCCCGUAAAGAAGCCCACAAUCGUUUAAAGAGAUAUGAACAAACUCUUGAUAAUAAUUACAUUUUAUUUAUGAAGGAAAGAAUCAAAGAAAGGCAUGAGAAAUCUACCAUUACAACAAUUAUUGACCCAACCAAAAGAGGCAAUAUUGGACGAUACAUAAAUCAUAGUUGCGAUCCCAAUUGUGAUGUACGUUCUGUACGGAUUGAUUGCCCCAUUCCGAAAAUAGCCAUAUUUGCAAAACGAGACAUAAACGCUGGAGAAGAGCUCUGUUUCCAUUAUAACGGGGGGGACGAAUUUAUGUUAACAACACAAGGACGUAUCUGCCUGUGUCAAAGUGGUAAUUGUACAGGAUAUUUGCCCUAUGCUCCAUACUGAAAAAAUUUAUAUAUAUAGUUAAAUGUGGCAUUAAAGCUUUUCUAAAAUAAAAUUUUACAAACUGUU